Molecule: messenger RNA, 8755 nt
Organism: Polypterus senegalus (gray bichir)
Lineage: Eukaryota; Metazoa; Chordata; Cladistia; Polypteriformes; Polypteridae
Gene: acap3a
Product: ArfGAP with coiled-coil, ankyrin repeat and PH domains 3a
Exons: 24
Coding region: 228-2723 (831 amino acids)
Cellular component (GO): cytoplasm
Molecular function (GO): GTPase activator activity; protein binding
Source: RefSeq, a predicted model, not a curated record
UUUCUGCUGUGACUGGACUUUUUGUGACGCUCCCUUUCAUGGAACCGAGAGACGCGCUGACAGCCGCCGCGCCUCCGCGCCUCCCUGUCAAGUCAGCAGCAGAGCAACCGCUGCCGAGACGGACAGUUUAUCACAUCAGUUCGACACCGUUCCCUGCUGCUUUUCAACCAUUCCCGGCAAUGCGUUUCGUACUUUAAUCGUGUGAUAAGGAUUUUUAGCAGAUAACCAUGACGGUGGAUUUUGAAGAGUGCAUUAAAGACUCCCCUCGUUUCAGGGCAGCAAUUGAUGAAGUGGAAACUGAUGUGGUUGAGAUUGAAGCAAAACUGGACAAGCUGGUGAAGCUCUGCAGUGGAAUGAUAGAAACUGGGAAAGCCUAUAUCAGUGCAAACAAGCUUUUUGUUAAUGGUGUAAAAGACCUUUCACAGCAAUGCAAAAAGGACGAGAUGAUCUCAGAAUGUUUGGAGAAGUGUGGAGAGAAUCUUCAAGAAAUGAUCAAUUACCACAUGAUUCUUUUUGAUCAAGCACAAAGGUCGGUCAAGCAGCAACUCCACAACUUUGUAAAAGAAGAUGUGAGAAAAUUUAAGGAGACAAAAAAGCACUUUGAUAAAGUGCGGGAAGAUAUGGAGAUUGCACAAGUGAAGAAUGCACAGGCUCCUCGUAACAAACCCCAUGAAGUAGAAGAGGCAACUGGCACCUUAAAUAUAACACGCAAAUGCUUUAGGCAUCUGGCCCUUGACUAUGUUCUCCAGAUUAAUGUACUUCAAGCCAAGAAGAAGUUUGAAAUUUUAGAUGCGAUGCUGUCUUUCAUGCACGCCCAGUAUACUUUCUUUCAACAAGGUUACAACCUGCUUGAUGAGAUAGAUCCUUAUUUGAAGAAACUUGCUGCAGAGCUGGACCAGCUAGUGAUUGACUCUGCUGUGGAGAAGCGGGACAUGGAGCACAAGCAUGCUUUAAUACAGCAGCGGACCCUGAUGCAGGACUUCUCCUAUGAUGACUACAAAGCUGAAUUUAAUGUUGACGCCCCCAAUGGUGUGGUCAUGGAAGGGUAUCUGUUCAAGAGAGCAAGCAAUGCAUUCAAGACUUGGAACAGGAGGUGGUUCUCUAUACAAAACAGCCAACUAGUCUAUCAGAAAAAGCUGAAGGAUGUUCUGACCGUUGUGGUUGAAGAUCUCAGGCUGUGUUCUGUCAAACCCUGUGAAGACAUUGAAAGAAGAUUCUGCUUUGAAGUUGUGUCACCAACAAAGAGUUGCAUGCUGCAGGCAGAAUCAGAAAAGCUUCGUCAAGCCUGGAUCCAUGCUGUGCAAGCCAGUAUAGCAUCUGCCUAUAGAGAAAGUCCAGACAAUUAUUAUAUUGAAAAACUUGAUAGGACUGCCUCUCCCUCAACUAGCAGCAUCGACUCAGCCACAGAGCCCAAAGAUCGCAGUAUCAAGGGGGACACCAUCCUUCAGCGUGUACAGGCUAUUCCAGGAAAUCAAGUGUGCUGUGAUUGUGGCCAGGCAGACCCCCGCUGGGCAAGCAUUAACUUGGGCAUUCUGCUGUGCAUUGAAUGCUCAGGCAUUCACAGAAGUCUGGGUGUUCACUGUUCCAAGGUGCGGUCACUUACUCUAGACUCCUGGGAGCCAGAGUUGCUAAAGCUUAUGUGUGAAUUAGGAAAUAUCACUGUAAAUCACAUUUAUGAAGCAGGGUGUGAGGAGCUUGGCCUGAAGAAGCCAGCGGCUUCAAGUUCAAGAAAAGAGAAGGAAGAGUGGAUCAAGGCCAAAUAUGUGGAGAAGAAAUUUCUAAAAAAGAUGGCAACUGGUGAGGUUUUAACUGACAGUGAUAAGACCAAUCAUUGGAGGGUGAAGAAAUGUCACAGAAACAACAGUUCAACCAAAGCAACAUCUAUGCGGCGGAAGUAUCGACAGGACCCUGGGAAUGUGCUGCCUGCCAGUAUUUCCUCUGCAGCUGUUCUAGAGAGGAAGUUCCGCAGAGAUUCCUUGUUUUGUCCAGAUGAGCUUGACAGCCUGUUUUCUUAUUUUGACACUGGCUCUGGGCCCCGCAGUUUGAGCAGUGACAGUGGACUUGGAGGGAGCACGGAUGGCAGCACAGAUAUCCCAUUGUUUGGCUCUGUUGUUGACAGUGUAACUGAGGAAGAAUGUGAAGUUUCAGAAGAAUCCAGUGGGGAAGCUGAGAUUGAACCAGAAACUUCAGACCCUGAGGAUGUUAGAGAACUUCAUCCUGGACUACUCAUCUACAAAGCAGCCCUGGCACAUAAUUUACCAGUCAUGGCAGAGGCCCUGGCUCAUGGAGCGGAUAUCAAUUGGGUUAAUGAUGAAGAUGAAAACAAAACUCCACUAAUACAAGCUGUAAUUGGGGGUUCUUUGAUAGCCUGUGAGUUUCUGCUUCAGAAUGGAGCUGAUGUUAACCAAAGAGACCUUAGGGGCCGAGGACCACUUCACCAUGCAACAUAUUUGGGGCACACUGGCCAAGUCUGUCUGUUUUUGAAAAGAGGAGCCAAUCAGCAUGAUGUUGAUGAGGAUGGACAAGAUCCUCUUAGCAUUGCUGUGGAAGCUGCCAAUGCAGACAUUGUAACACUCCUACGUCUGGCUCGCAUGAACGAGGAAAUGAGGGAGUCAGAGGGACCAUUUGGACAACCAGGUCAAUAUCCCAACAGCAGUCCAACUGAACAGCAGUACAGAAAGUGCAUUCAAGAGUUUAUUAGCCUUAAUAUAGAAGAGUGCUAGUAGAGCACUGCCUGCCAAGGGGACUAACAGCAGGCUUGAAAAUUUAGUUUAUAUUGUAACUACUACUGUGACAGUGGGGAAGGAAUCUUUUUUUAUUAUUUUUGAUCUUAUAUGGUGGUCAGGCCAGCCCACAAGACAGAGUAGGUCUGACAAGAAAUUGCCAGAGUUGAAUUUUUCUCUUCUAAAGUAAAAAAAAAAAAAGAAAAAAAUAGCUGAAUAAUGUUGGUGCUAUUUUAUCAGCAAUCUUUCCAAUGAAAACUGCACCACAUAGCACAUGGUCAGUUAGAGAAACAAGGUACUUUGUUGCAUUUUAUAAUAUAUAUCUAAUAAAUCACUUUUCACAACAAGCGGUUAUUUAAACAUAAAAUUUUUAACGCAGGCCUAUUAGUGCCACAUUUGGGUGGAGUGGGAUUAGAUAGCAUAAAAAUGACAACUGAUGGAUAUAGAUCAUUUGUUUGCUGCUCCAGUUUAAUACAGGAAAAAAGGGGAUAUGGAUUUUUUUUUUAACUCAACUAAACCUAAACAAGCAUAUUCUUCUUGGGUAGAGGCUGACAGUUAGUAAAAGUAUCUUUAAGUGUUUGAAGAAAUGGAAAAAGAUAAACACAUACACAUACUACGAGGAGUGUUUAACAUGAAGGUGAUUGUUCUGUGAUGCGUGUCCUUCUGGUUUACACUCCACUAUUCACACCACUGUGCAGUUUGUCAUUUGGAGGUAUUUGCAUGUGUCUGAAAGCAUUACCUAAAAGUAGUCUUGGCCAUGACCACCUGUUUUAUAUGUAAAGCAAAUGUGCACUUUUCCUAACAAUGGAUUAUUUUUAUGCUGUUUUGUUACUUGAAUGCAUACCCCAAGCCUAGCCCCAACUCCUUCUUGAAAACAUGUUGUAUUACUACUGUCUCUUUCUCUAUUUGUUUAAUUGUAAUACUUCCAGAAAACUAGUGCAAUUAUUAUGUAUAUUCCAAGUGGAAUAGUGUAUUUAUUGAUUUUUUUCCUUUUGUAACACCACAGAUGGUAUUUUUUUAAAUAGAUAUGCUUUGUUUCGUAGCCGUGUUUCAAUACAAAUAUUGCUGCUUGCAGUACUGGGAUGCUGUUGAAAAGACACAUUUAAAAAGGGACUGCUCAUAUCCCUGAAUUUUUAUUGUUGCCAUUUUGUUGUUUGAAUGAGUUAAUUCUUUUAUAUGAGUAAAUAUAAGUUGGGAAUAUACCAUUCUCAAUGUACCUUUGUGUAUCUCAGAAUCUAUUAAUAAGUAAUAUUAUGCUAGAUUAUACUUUUUUUAAUUGUCAUUGAUAGGGUUCUAAAGAAUGAGAUUACCCUUGUUUAUUCACUAUUCUUUAAUCAGUUUGUGAAUUUUAUUAAAGAUAUCGGGAAAUUUAUGUAGGGAUUUACCCCAUAAACAUAAUGAUCAGUUUUUUUUAUUUUUUACAGUGUUUCUCAUAUGACUUGGAGCACUACUCCAAUAACAAAUGAGAAACAUUAAUCACUAUGUAAAACGAAACACACAGUGCUCCGCAGAUAGUAUCUAGCUGGACAAUGUUGCUCACGGACAUGGGGUAAUCUUUUAUAGCACUUAAGGACUCAACUGCUACUUAUGCUGAAGGUGUGUUAAAUUUUAUAUAUUUUUUGUAAAUUGGGAACAGUAUUUUCUCUAACAGUAAAGUAUUAGGCUUCUAAAAAAACAUAUAAAAGUAAAGAAGAUGUAGCUUUGCAUUAUAGCUACAUGUUUCAGUCUACACCAGCAACUGAGUGACACAUCAUUCUAGAUAUUUGACAUUCCCUACGGUUCAGUUAUUGCUGAAUUGAAACAAGUACAGAAAAUUCAUGAUAUAUGAAUGUAUGGUCAAUUAUAAAGCCAUUCCCUGCACUGUAACAUGUUUUUUGUAUCGGUAUUAGUCAAAAAUGUAGAGACAACAAUAUGAACUAAAUUUAUAGAGCAUUAUGGUAUUAUUUGGCUCCAAAAGAUCUUGCAACCUAAAAGUGUGAGGAAUCGUUUAGAUUAUUAUUCUUCCAGCUCAUGCUCAGUUGAUGGAAAUAGAAAAUGUGGAUGUCAUUAAUGUAUAUAACUAACAUCAAUGACCAACUAAGUAUAGAUGUACUAGUUUAAAAACUCCAUGGCAUUAUGGUUUACUUUAUUUUUAGGGAACGGCAUGACUGCUCCCUAGAUAACUAUAUUGCUGUCCUGAAAGACAAUUGCUUCACUACAAUUUGCAUUAAUAUAUUUCUUGAAAAUGGAUUACACAUUGGGUUUUUUUUAAUGAGUAACUUACACAGUCCAAAGGCAUUUUGCCUGAUUGAAUAUGAAAUGUAAAAUAGCCUAGUAUGAGUAAGUAUACUUUAGACGUGUGCAUGGACUAGUGUUCUUUCCAGGAUUGGUUCUUAUAUUAGUCAUCUCAUUUGGGAAAUUUUCCAGUUCACUGAAUACAGUGUAAUGGAAAAAAUAUUUCAGAAAAUGGAUAAAUGAAUGAUUUUGGGUUGCUUGUCUGUUUAGUCUUUAACUUUGAAACAGUCCAGGACUAUAUACUUCUGGUCAUUUUUGUUUUUUGCUGCUGCUCUUUAAUAUUUUCUUUCAACUGUUGAUCAUGUACCAUCAUCAGUCUGACUUGUUUUCAGUGUCAUUUAGCCUUUAGGGAAAUUCUUUUCUACAACUUGUAAAUUUUGUUAUUUAUCUUUCAAAUCAAUUAACGCUUUUUUCUUCUAACCAUGUUGACCAUCAUCUGAGCGUAAUGGAUUAUGAAUUGUUUUAUUAACAGAGGAAGUGUAUAUAUGCUUUAUGUCCCUGCUUUUUGGCCACUACUUGUACAGAAUAUAAUACUUACAUCCUACAGCUGUUCUUUAAUGCUAUAGCAUUGUAAGGCUAAAACACCUAUGCUGAUUAAAGUGACUACAGGAAUUACAGAAAGCUCAAAAUUUGUACUACUGGCAGAAUCUUUGCUUUGAUAAUUCCAUUGUUAAUCUCGCAAGACAACAAUGGGCACACUAUUUGUUAUAAUGAAGCAUCAGCACAGUUGAAGGAAACGUGGUGUGGUGUGCUGGCUGGUGCUGAAUCUGAUUUGACAUGCUACAAGUUUUUUUGUGUAGGUCUUGAUUAGAGUUUGCACAUGCAUCCUUUCUCCAGUGUUGUCUGGUGCCAUAUUUGUGAAGUGUGGCCCACAAAGGCAGAUUCCUUUUGUUUAAAGGCAGUUUUUUCACCUAAUUAAUUGCAACUGUUGUUGUUUAAUUGGUUUUUCCAUGUCUUAACCUUUUUCCUAUCUAGUAGAUUUCUGUUUUAUAACUCAUAUUUGUUGUGCACUAAUGCAAAUUUAUAUUUGUAAACAUAUUUGGUUUUGAUUUUCAGAUGACAGCAUCUCCAAAUGUUCACUUUAUCCUUUAAAACUUUUCACUUCUUGCUAUCUAUGUGCAGUUAACAAUAAAAUUUUUACUUUGUUAAUGUGUUUGAUGAAAAGCCCUUUUGAAGGUUUUGUCAUCGCACUAAUAAUAUACUAAAUGUUGUUUAUUGUGUGUGCAUGUAAAGCAUAUUAGGUAAACUUUUACAAUUUAGAAUCAAAAUCUGGAUAUCCAGAGAUGUGUUGCUUUUUGCCAAAGACACUUUGAAGAGAGAAGUAAGCGUACAGUUCUGAAUGAAGCUGCUUCUGCAUUAUUUGCAGGGCAUUGGUUCAGGAUCAGAUAACCAUAUGAACAAAAAAAUAUAUAAAGACACAAGUAGUUACUGUGAAAACCGUUUUAAAACUUGUGUUUUAAAAAUAAAGUUAUUUAGUUACCAAAAUUUAAAUAACUCAGUUUCCUUCAGCAUUACAGAGCAGGAAGUGUGUUUUGAAACUUUUAUUCUUUACCAGUGACCAAAAUGGUUAACUUGUGGAUUAGGCUAGCAAAUACAUUUAGCAAAGUGUUAAAAAUUAAUUUAAACAAAAUGCUUGUUGAAGUUGUGAAUAUGCAGCAUUAUAACUUUUUAUUUUCUUGUCUGCUUUUUACUUUAAAAAAAAAUACUGUGAUAAUCUUGCUUUUGCCAAUACAAUCUGUGCUGUCAGUAUCGUCAAUUGACGUGAUAUUCUGCAUCUUAAUAUUUCUUUGUAUAAUUUACACUGCUGCUUAUAUGUCUGCUUUUUCCUACUGUCUUUUGAAACACUGAAAAUAAAAAAAAAUCUUGACAAAGCUUUCUCUCUAUUUCUUUUCUUGACUGAACUCAUCUUUUCUUUUCUCUGAUUGUAUUAACUCAUUUACCAGUCUGAGCAAACUGAAGUCUGCAAUAAUUUGUAAAUUACUCCAGAUAUGGUAAACUGUUAAAACAUGGCUUAUAGAGUAUAGCUGUACAUCUGCUUUGAUAUGAGUGUACUUAAAAAAUACAAGCAAUAUCAAGAAAACAUAACUCUUUGGAACAAAAACAGAUUUAAAACAUUUAUUUCGUAAUUAUUGUCUGACUCACGUGUACAAGGUUUCCAUAAAAUAAUGGGUCCGAUUCAGAAUGUUAUAAUUCAGUAAACACUAAACAAAAGGCCUAAUAUUUGUAUGAAAAUAAAGUAGAAAAAAAUCAAAUAAGUUUCAGAUAGUCAAGACUAUUCUUCAUUCUGUCCUGGUGUCUUGUUGAUCACUACAGCUAAGGCAAUUCUUUAAAUUAGCUGGUUUCUGUCACAGGCUUUUGCAGCAAAGACAAUGCUUUUCAUGUACUCAUGCAAGAAAAAAAGCAGCAGUGUUAGAUCUGGAUUCCUGGGCAGUUAUCCUACUUUUGGUUCAGUGAUUUACAUCUAAUAAUGUUUAGAAUAAUAUCAAAUUUUAAGACUACAGAAUAUUGUUGAGCUGUAAUGUUUUCAAAGGCCUCCAUUGAUUUAUGUAUUAUGUGCAUUUAUGUGUGUAUAAUAGAUACAUACAUAGCUUUACUCAUGGUGGAAUAUAACUUAGGAUAGUAUUAGGGUAUAGUUAUUAAAAAUGUGUGUCUCCCUUUUUUCAACCAUGCAAUAUCAUAUUUCUGGUUAAUAUAUGAGAUUUAGUCUGGAAUAUCCCUAUCCACUCAACUUUAUCUUUUUACUAACCACAAUAUGAAGGUUUAUACAGUAGUUUACACAGUUAUCAAAAUAUGUGUAUAGCCACAACAUAUAACCUGGACUAUGUACAGGAAGGCUACACAUCAAGUUAUCAACCACUGUCAGUACUUGACUACCAGAGGAAUAAAAUGUUUAUUUUUGCUCUGGCUAAACAUUUAAUCAUAAGCUAAUUCUGCCUUCUACUUGUAAUUCUUUCUUCAUAAGGGUUCUUGUUUCUCUGCUAAUUGCAUGUAAGAAAUGGGUUAUAGAUUUGCCUGUGCAAGGCUGCUGUGACUGGUGAAUUCCAUUUAAGCCACACUUCUUUAUUUCAGCUGUUUACUUAAUUUGGCAUUUGUUCUGUGUAUCUUGUCUGUGUCUGCUGAAAUACUAAUCGUAUAUGUUGUUAAAUCAAAAAUAUAUCUGGAUAGCAUGAAUGCCUCCAAACAGGGUGCCACAUUCAGUGUACUGAAAAGUCCUUGACUAGAAGUGAUCACAUUUUUAGAAAGUAAUAUUGUGGUUAGUCCUGCUGUUUCGCAGCUCCAGAGUGUUAUGUUCAAAUUCCAGCCCAAGCACUCUGAGAAAUGUGCAUGUUUCCCCAAGUCUGCACAUAUUUCUCUCAGGGUAUUCUGGUUUUCUUGCUAUACUCCAAACAUGUACAUGCUAGGCUAACUGAUAACUCUUAACGUGUCCUUUAUGGGUGAGUACUGGUACUCCUUUAAGGUUUGGUUCUCACCUAGCACCAAGUGCUUUUAGGGAUAGGUUAAGCUUCUGUAAACCUAAACCUAAUUAAAAAGAUUAAAUGAAGGAUGGAUUGUUAGUUUUAGAAAGUCACAUCAUAUCUGAAUAUUAGAAUUUUUUUUAAUAACUAGAAGGAACAAAAUAGAUAAUAUGUUUGUGUGUUAAAAUAAAAUGUAUUACCAAAGUUGAUAGAAUAAUGGUCAACGAACUAAAUAGUGUACAGAAAUCCUGGUUAAGAAAGACACUGACUACUGUUGAGCCAUGAGUCAUGGUCAAUAACAGG